Molecule: messenger RNA, 1422 nt
Organism: Fusarium venenatum
Lineage: Eukaryota; Fungi; Ascomycota; Sordariomycetes; Hypocreales; Nectriaceae
Product: histidine phosphatase superfamily
Biological process (GO): dephosphorylation
Molecular function (GO): phosphatase activity
Source: RefSeq, a predicted model, not a curated record
AUGCACGCCAAGCUACCAUCCCUCCUCUUCCUCUCCUCUCUCCCCUCCUUCACCCUCGCCGAGGAUGUUUUAGGCCUGUACAUUUUCCACCGUCAUGGAGACCGUACCGCCAAGGCUUGGAAGCCCGUCAACUUCACUGCUCUCGGAGCCGACGAGGUCCAUUCUUCCGGAUCCUGGUACCGCGAUACUUAUGUGAGCCAAGAUGCGCCCCGAAAGAUCUCCGGCCUCAGCUCAGAGUCCGUGGCUCUAUCUCAAUUGGAUGUAACCUCGCCCGUGGACGCCGUCCUCCAAAGCUCAGCUCUCGUCUUUCUUCAGGGUCUUUACCCUCCCACCCAGCAGACUGAGACUCUCGCCAAUGGAUCCAAGAUUGAGGCUCCUCUGAGCGGAUACCAGUACAUCCCAAUUGCUUCUGUUGAGACUGCUGCUAGCGAUAAGCACUCCGAGAGCAACGCUUGGCUCCAGGGCAACAGCGGCUGCACCAACGCUGAGGCCAGCUCAAAUGCCUACCUCUCUUCUUCCGAGUAUGAUCAGAUCUACAAGGACACUGAAGACUUCUACCAGAGCCUUCUUCCCGUGAUUAAGAAGACCUACGGCAAGGAUGAGGCCAACUUCCGAAAUGCCUACACGAUCUUUGAUCUUAUUAAUGUUGCACGCAUCCACAACUCCAGCAUUCCCUCUGACGAUCUUCUCAAGGAGUCCACUUUGGACAAGCUCUACAACCUCGCCUCUAUUCACGAGUGGAACCUUGCCUAUAACAGCAGCGAGCCUGUCCGUGCCAUUGCUGGCUCCGUUCUCGGUGGCCAGAUCAUCGAGGCUCUUGAGCCCCUCGCCGAGGGCAAGAAAGCGCCCAAGGUGAACAUCCAGUUUGGUGCCUACGCUGCAUUCAUGGCUUUCUUCGGCCUGGCUGGUCUCGACAAGGCCAGCUCUGAUUUCAUGGGCAUCGUUGACUACGCUUCAUCCAUGGCUUUUGAGCUCGUUACAAACGCUACCAACCCUACCGUUGACGAUGUCAGUGUCCGCUUCUACUUCGCCAACGGUACCGCUGCCGAGAACACCCCCAAGAUUUUCCCUCUCUUUGGAGAUGACUCUACCACCAUCUCCUGGAAGGACUUUAAGGCUGGAAUGUCCGAGUUUGCUAUCGAGGACACCAAGCACUGGUGCAAGCUCUGUGGAAACACUGACGGCACUUGCGCCAGCAGCAGCUCAGAUGACGACGAUGACUCAGCUUCUUCCAGUUCUAACUCUGGCGGCUCAAGUGACGGUGUUUCUAAGCCUGUCGCCGGUGUAAUUGGAGCUCUCGUCACGUUGGUAGUCAUUAUUGGUAUCCAAGCAGCCGUUCUCCUGUUUGGUGGCUUGCGCCUCGUCAAGAAGUCGACUCUUGCUCCUGCUGAUGCUUCGGCACCUGUUAUGGUCAAGGCUUAA